AUGUUGUACAUCCAUAGUUAUCAACAGAAUAGUUAUUACCCUGUAUUUGAUUUCAAUUGUUUAUACUUCACUUCCAUAAAACUUCAAACUGAGAAUCCACAGGACGUACCAGGUCGCAAAUAUAGAAGUGCUAAAAUAUUGAAAGUUAAAGAUUCGUUAUUACGCAUGAAUAAGCAUAAAAAUCAGAAAAACGAAAUGAAAAUUUAUGAUGAGCUGGAGCUGAACUUGGACAGUAUUAUAAAUUAUACUGUUUAG
Molecule: messenger RNA, 255 nt
Organism: Clunio marinus
Lineage: Eukaryota; Metazoa; Arthropoda; Insecta; Diptera; Chironomidae
Source: the annotation of a GenBank genome assembly